Leptopilina boulardi is the source of this 1211-nucleotide messenger RNA. Its product is annotated as hepatic leukemia factor. Gene Ontology annotation, biological process: regulation of transcription by RNA polymerase II. Gene Ontology annotation, cellular component: nucleus. Lineage: Eukaryota; Metazoa; Arthropoda; Insecta; Hymenoptera; Figitidae. The record is from RefSeq and is a predicted model, not a curated record. The transcript is spliced from 4 exons. Gene Ontology annotation, molecular function: DNA-binding transcription factor activity, RNA polymerase II-specific; RNA polymerase II cis-regulatory region sequence-specific DNA binding. The coding region runs from base 356 to 1081 and encodes 241 amino acids.
CAAAUAUAAAGAAGAAUAUCGUGUGUGAUAUUGAAGGCAAUAACUAUUAUGUGCUUUUAAUUAUUUUUUUUUAAUUAUCCUUUUUUUUACGGGAAAAUAAAAUUUUUGUUUUACAUGAAAAUAAUUUUAUCUGAUAGUUAUUGUUUUGUUAGUUUAAGAAGAAAUUCAGAAGGGAACAAGUGCUGAAGAAAAUGUGUGAUUUUGAAAAAGAAGUGAAUUCAUUUUAAAAUUGUCAGUGAAGAUGUUGUUCAUAAAUAAUUAAUUUUAAACAAUUAUGUGUUGAUUAUUAAAAAGAAAUUACGUGCGUGUUUAAUAAUUUCAAGUUGAAGGGGUAUUUUUUUUAUAAAUAAGAGAAAUGAGUUCACAACCUCAUUCACGAAAUUUCCGUUCGGAAGAUGCAAUUUCUGGAACAUUUUCUGCAUUGCAUUUUCUUCGGAAUUACAGUCUUCUUGCACCGCCUCCAGAAUUAUGCAGAUAUGAUCCGUAUCAUCCAAUAGAUUUUGGAGUAGAUGCUGAUGUUAUACAAAGUAACAUAAAUAAAGAAGCACCUUCAUCACCUUUAGUACCUUCAUCAAUGUCUACAACAUUUUCGCUUCCAACUGGUCUUUUGCAACCUUCUCUUAUUACAACAAUACCACCUUUUAUGCAAUCAGUCAAUAUUCCACAACCAUGUGUAAAUUCUACGUCAGAUGCAUUGAUGAAUAGACAUCUAAUUAGUACGGGUGUAACAAGUUUUCAACAAAGGAAACCUCGAAGUGAGAAGAAAGCAAUUCCAGAUGAACAAAAGGAUGACAAAUAUUUUGAGAGGAGAAAACGCAAUAAUCAGGCGGCAAAAAAAUCUCGAGAUGCACGUAAAAUUCGAGAAGAUCAUAUAGCAUUGAGGGCAACAAUGUUGGAGCAUGAAAAUGCAAUUCUUCGAGCACAAAUUGUUUCUUUACGUGAAGAAACUCAAUCUCUUCGGCAUAUUUUAAUGAAGCAACAGACUUCUAGUUUACAAUCGAUGGAUCGUAGCAGAUCAAUUUCUGAAAUAGGACCUAUCUCUUUAUCCAAUGCUCGAUCUGUAACUUCUUUAGUUGUCUAAAUUAAUUAUGUAUUUAUAAAAUUUUUAUGUAAAAAUUAUAAUCAUAACGAAUAUAUGUUAUUAAAAACUCAUAUUAUUGCUUUAUAUAUAACAAUAAGUUUUAUUUAAUCUAUAGUUUAUGAAUAUUAAA